CCGAAUGGUUGAUGCUCUGGAGCUGGACAAGGCCAUCUACCGAAUUGGUACCUCCAAGAUCUUCUUCAAAGCCGGGGUACUCGCCGAAUUGGAGGAACGAAGGGAUGCGCUAUUGUUCGAUGUCUUCUCCAGGCUCCAGGCUGUUGCUCGCAUGUGGACAGCUAGGAGACAGAUGAAGAAGGUCCUAAACAGGGCUAUAGCGACCCGUACGAUUCAGCGCAAUGCCCGGCAGUAUGCAGAGUUACGAGAAUGGCCAUGGUGGCAGCUUUACACGAAGGUUCGACCCCUUCUCGCGGCCACUCGGAACGACGAAGAACUCAGAAAGAAGGAACUUGAGCUAGUUCUUGCCCGCGAGCGCGCCGAACGGGAUCAGAAAGAGCGCGAGGCCCUCGAGAAUCUUAAGAUGCGUUUAGAAGCCGAGAAGCGGAAGGUCGAAGAAGACCUGGAGGCCGAGCGUGUCCUCGGUGUUGACAAGGAUGCUCUGCUUGAGCGCAGCAAGAAACGUGAAGGCGAACUAGAGGAAGAGGUGGCUGCUCUGCAAGCCGACUUGGACGUGCUGGACUCGCAACUAGAUCGUGCGCUCAAAAUCCAGAAAGAGAGCGAGGAGAAGCACGAGGCUCUUCGACAGGCAUUCGAUCAAGCUGCCGAACAUCUCGUUCGCAUGGAGAGCGAGCAGCAGGAAUGGGCUGAACGCGAGGCCGAACUUGCUGAACACCUGAAUCAUGCCCAAAGUGAAGCCGACGCGUUGCGGGCGGAGCGGGACGAGCUGCAGAAGGUAGAAGAAGAGCUCCGCAAUAUUGUCCUCCAGCGAGAAGAAGACCUAGCCCGUGCAAAAGAGCGCAUGGAACUCACGAUAGCUGACCUCGGGAAGAAGUUAGAAAACGAAACUCGCUCUAGGGACACUAUCAAGGAUGCGUCCGAGAAGCUCGAACAUGAUGCACGGCAGGCGAAAGAGCAGCUCUCCGAGAUGGCCCGUACUGCCACCGAGUAUUCUACCAUGAUCCAGAAGAAGGAGGCGGACAUUGAGCGACUCAAUGCCAACCUCGAUAAACUGAAAGCGGAGCGCGAUCGUUCACAAAAGGAUGUCAUCGAGCUACACGGCCACAUUGAAACUAUCGCUGCUGAACUCGAAGCCGAGAAGGCUGACCGCCAGCGAGAUUCCACCGUCCGUGGUAAAUUACAAGAGGAGCUUGAU
Molecule: messenger RNA, 1195 nt
Organism: Punctularia strigosozonata HHB-11173 SS5
Lineage: Eukaryota; Fungi; Basidiomycota; Agaricomycetes; Corticiales; Punctulariaceae
Exons: 3
Cellular component (GO): myosin complex
Molecular function (GO): protein binding; cytoskeletal motor activity; ATP binding
Source: RefSeq, a predicted model, not a curated record